Molecule: messenger RNA, 2343 nt
Organism: Ziziphus jujuba (common jujube)
Lineage: Eukaryota; Viridiplantae; Streptophyta; Magnoliopsida; Rosales; Rhamnaceae
Product: condensin complex subunit 2
Exons: 13
Coding region: 176-2191 (671 amino acids)
Biological process (GO): mitotic chromosome condensation
Cellular component (GO): condensin complex
Molecular function (GO): chromatin binding
Source: RefSeq, a predicted model, not a curated record
UACCCACCCAAAAUUUGAAAACGAUAAAAAUGGAGGGAAAAACCUCAAAAUUCUCAGGAGAGAAAGAAAGAACUACGUUUUCCCAAAUCGAAACGCUGCGAAAGCCCUAAUUUUUUUUUUUUUUUCCAUUUUUUCAAAAAUCGAUUCCAACUGGGUGGUUUUUUAACAACCAAAAAUGGAAGAAAUUCGAAGUCCGAACCCAUCAAUGAUCCAGAAGCAAAGGGUUCCGGUGGCUUCUCUCAUCCAGUCUCCAACCAGCCCUUUCUUCUUGGGUUCCAAUGACGACCAGCUCGAGCGUGCACAGGCACGCGCCGCCCGUGCUGCUGCCAUUCGCCGCAAAUCAGUUGCCGUUAACGCGCUUCCGCAGCAAGACUAUCAUGAUUCGUGCCUUGGCAAGCAGCAGAUCCUCGAGUUGUUCAACAAUUGCAUCAAACUCGCUAGUGAAAAUAAAAUAAAUCAGAAGAAUACGUGGGAAUUGAAUUUGAUAGACCAUUUGACAGAGAUUAUCAAAGUUGAAGACGAAAAUGAUACCGAGACGAAUUUUCAAAAGGCAAGCUGUACUCUUGAAGCUGGAGUUAAGAUUUACUCAUUAAGGGUGGAUUCCGUGCAUUCUGAAGCAUACAAGGUCCUCGGUGGGAUGAACAGAGUGGGUCAAGAAAAUGAACAAGAUACAUCUGUGGAGGAUGCCAAGGUUGACAAUGGACAAGAUGGAGAUAAUUCAAAGAAAGUUACAGACAGAAAGAUCUCACCUUUGUCAACUUUGGAAUCAUCUUUUGAAGCUCUCAAUGUAAAAAAGUUUGAUGUUGCUUUCACAGUGGAUCCACUCUAUCACCAGACAUCUGCUCAAUUUGAUGAAGGUGGAGCAAAGGGUCUUUUGAUGAAUAAUCUUGGAGUAUAUGGUGGAUGCAGAGUUCUUUUUGAUUCACUGGAAGUACCAGGGAAGUGCAUAUCGUGUAAUGAUCAGCACGAUAAAUCAGAUACAAUUGAUCUUUCUUUUGCUAGAGAAUAUGUUGAACAGAUGGUAGUGAGCAUGCGAAUGAAAGAUGAAAUUUCACCAACUCUUAGGAAUAUAGUCAAUCGGUUUGAUGAAGAUAACAGAAGACCUUCAGAUUUCCAGUCUUCUGGGUAUAAAUCAGCAGACGAUGCUAUUUAUAAUGAUGAAGUUGAGUUUGAUGGUGUUGAUGGUGAUGAAUUUAACGACUCUGCAACCUGGAGUCACGAUCAUGGUGAUGAAACAACAAUGGUUGAUGAGGGUCUUAAUUAUGCAGAUUCUACUUUUCCAGAUUAUCAUCAGGAAGAUGGACCAUGUUCUCUCCAUGACCCUGAUAUUGAUGACAGAUUCGAGAAAGUUGAUGGGUAUUUGUUCUUUAACCUAGGAUUUACUUCAAACCAAAAUGCUUGGGCAGGGCCUGACCAUUGGAAGUAUCGAAAAACUAAAGGUUUGGAGGUUAAUCUUCCUAAAGAAAAUGGAUCACCAAUGACAACUAAGCGGAAAAAGAGUAAAAAACAGGCAGACCUUGAACUUGAUUUCACAAAGGCCUUAGAAAAGGAGAUGUCAGAUAUCUUUGCUCCUCCUAAAAAUCCCAAGUCAUUGCUUAUGCCAGCAAAUAGAGCACCCUGUAAUACAAAACUUCCCGAGGAUUGCCAUUAUCAACCAGAGGAGCUUGUCAAGUUAUUUCUCCUUCCUAACCAGAUGUGUAUCAGGAGAAAAGGCAAAAAUUUCUCAGAUGAAUCAAGACAACAAUACGAUGAUUACGGACAAUUACCCUUGUGGGAUGAUGAAAGCGUACCCGGUGGCCAAUAUGAUGAUGGAAUCGUUCAUAGUGAUGUGGAGGACUCCAAUGGACUCGUUUCUCAGCCUCGCCAGGUGAAUAAAAUCGAAGUACAAUAUGACAAAACUUCUAAACAAGUUGACGUCCAGGCUUUGAAAGAAACCCUGUGGGACCACAUAAAAGAUUCUCAUCAAACAUCUGAUCGGGAUCAAGAAGAAUCGGUAUCUUUCAGGCAAACAUUGGCCAAGUUUCCUAGGGAUUGCCAAGCCGCUGCAACUAUCAACGACAUCUCUCCUCACUUGUGUUUCAUAUGCCUGUUGCAUUUAGCUAAUGAGCAUGGGUUAAGCAUCCAAGGAAACACCAACUUGGAUGACCUUACUAUAUACCAUUCUCAUUCUGAUACGGGUGAAAAAGUCUAGAGCCUUGUCUACUUCAUACCUUACAGAUCUUAUGAAGAAGCUUUUUCCUUUUCAUGCUGUGGUAUUGAAAAUGGUGAAGCCUAGCUCACAAACCCAAUGUAAUAGUUUUUAUGUAAGAGCAUAGUAGUGUUUAAAUAUUGUAUUUUUCAUCA